This is a messenger RNA of Capronia epimyces CBS 606.96, 2592 nucleotides long. RefSeq lists its product as uncharacterized. The coding region runs from base 1 to 2592 and encodes 863 amino acids. The transcript is spliced from 3 exons. Lineage: Eukaryota; Fungi; Ascomycota; Eurotiomycetes; Chaetothyriales; Herpotrichiellaceae. The record is from RefSeq and is a predicted model, not a curated record.
AUGGCCGUAAACCGUCCUACAAACACCGCAGUCAAGGAGAAGGACAUCAACCAGAAGCUCCAGCUGUACGGUAUCUUCCAGGCCUUUUCGAAUGGAAAGGUCCCUUCCAACAAACAAAUCGACAUCGCCCUCAACAGUGCCCUCGAGUCCAAGGCUCUUUCGUCGCCCUCGGGCAAGUUGUCAGAGGAAGGUCGCCAUCUCGUCGCUGACCUCAAAGAGGUCAUUCGCCAGGCCAAGUACCUGCUCUUGAGCAAGAAUGAUGGCAAUCUGCUCCAAGAAUUCAUCUGGGACUCUCAACACCUGGACGCCAACAAUGCCAGUCUUCCCAACGCCCCAACAGACAAAGCGACCGCUCAGCAACACGCUAAUGAAGCUCUCGACGGCCUCAAGACCCUCGGCACACUGAUCAUCUCUAACGGCCAGUUCCGGAAGCUCUUGAACGAUGCCACCGUCCUCCUACGCGACAUAGCCGGCGAUGCUGCUCAAAGCGCAGCCAACCGCGUCAAUCCUUCGGAAGACCAGUUGAACCAGAUCGAUCAUCCGGCGGAGGAUAACACAUGGCACGACGUUCCCGAUCUAUCCAAGGAUAAGCUCAAGAAUCAGGCUCGUUCCACGUUUGACAAAAACAAACCCUUCGAUCGCGAGCAGGCCCAGCAAGCUGCACAACAAGGUGCCAAUACUGCCAAAGCGCAGAACACUGACGAUUCGCGGGAGGCAGGCGCUGCAGGACUGCAAACCACAGCCGCCAAUCUGAAAGAGCAAGCCAGAACAAACAUCCCUGAUGAGCGUCAAGAAGACGCCAGAAAGGCAAAGGAUGCUGCCAAGGAGCAUUCCAAAAACUAUCUCAAUAAGAAGCUGCCUAAGGAGCGUCGUGAUCAAACAAUCUGGCGCUUGAAAAAGAUGAUUGUUGAGAUCCAAGGUCAUCCAGACUACCAGGAAGCUAUCGGGACGCUGCUCUCGCUUGCCGAGACUUAUGGUGGUCAUGCGAAGAAUGUCAAGGACCAGUCCCACGGAACUGUCAAAGGUGCACAUGGGGACGAUAAUCUAAGACGCGCCGAGACUAACCUGAAGACUCUUAUCGAACGCUUUGCCAAUUUCACCAGCACCGAUGAUUUCUUCGAUUCGCUGAACGAUAUCUACAGAGAUGCAGAUCGUGAUCCAGAGCUCAAGAAUUGGUUCAAGUCUCUUGACAAAUACAUCCGCAGAGCGCUCCAGGAACAAGGUUACAUCCUUCAAGAUGCUGCCACUGACGAGUGGAACCGCCUUUCAGACCAGGGCCGCUUCCUCCUCCGAGACCGCUACCGUAACCACACUGACCGAAUCUUGGAUGAGAUCAAGUUCCUUGGAGACCAAUUCGACCAAGAUCAGCAGAAUAAAGCCUUUGGUCAGGCGUUGCAGACACUCUUCACAGACCUUGGUCAGGACGAGAAUGGCAAGCCGGUGUUCAAGACGCACUUGGUCAAGGAUUUGACCGAGGUUAUUAUUCCGGGCAUCUUCGAGAAUACUCGUUAUGUUCCCAUUCCUCGCAUCGAGGUUUCAGACCCGACCAUCGAUGCCAUAGUCGAGAAUCUAGUCAUUGAGACAGACAACUUGUUCCCCAACGUUUUCGAGUUCGGCAGCGACAACUAUUUCCGCAUGGGCCGCAAGGGAGUUUCGAACAAAAAGGACAACAAAAUCCUGAUUGCUGGUUCGGGCAUUCAGAUGGAUCUGCGAGAUGUUGCCUACUAUGUCAAAAAGAAGCAAGGCUUCCCGUCCAUCACGGACAAGGGUGUCAUGGAUAUUUUCCUUGGAGGUGAAGGCUUUGGCUUCAAAAUUGCUGCCCGAAAUGCGCAAAAAUCGGACAGUUCCCACUUCGCGGUUGUGGACAAGGUCACUGUCACCAUCAAACAUCUGAACAUUAAGGUCAAGCAGUCUAACCACAAGCUGCUCUUCGCGAUCGCAAAGCCGUUGCUGCUGAAGGUUAUGCGGCCAGUCAUCCAAAAGGUCAUCGAGAAGCAGAUCAAGGACAGCUUCGAGAAGGCAGACGCUUUCGCGUAUACUGUUCAGCAAGAAGUCAAUCACGCCAAGGAGGCAGCAAAGGAAGAUCCAGAGAAUGCUCCUAACAUCUUCCAAUCCUACGUCAACGCAUUCCAGAGCAAGCUUACCGAGAAGAAGGAAAAGACCAAGGAAGUGGCCUCUAACACUAAUGUCAACGUGGCCGUCACCAAGCAAGAUUCCAUCUUCAAGAACAUCUCGCUGCCAGGUGGUAUUUCAACCAAGGCGACUGAGUAUAAGGAACUUGCCGCCAAGGGUGAUCGCUGGGAGUCUCCAAUCUUCACCAUUGGAAGUGCGAAAGAAACCAGCGACAUUCCCAAAGCUAAGCAGAUCACCCGCAAGGCACACAGUACCACCACCCCGGUUAUUCGUGGUGGCAAUCAUCCUAACAGCGAAACUUCCGGAGGGGUUAACAACCCUGGAGCUGGCAGUGGAUUCAGCAGCCAGGUUGAUCGCGCUUUCGACGGCCAGAAAUCUGGCUAUCAGCCGACCAAUGGGUCAGCCAAUGUCACCAACGGAAGCACUACGAAGACUUACUAUGAUGGAGUUACCCAGUAA